Messenger RNA from Amphiprion ocellaris (clown anemonefish), 3171 nucleotides. RefSeq names its product lysosomal amino acid transporter 1 homolog. NCBI's taxonomy places the organism in Eukaryota, Metazoa, Chordata, Actinopteri, Pomacentridae. The record is from RefSeq and is a predicted model, not a curated record. The transcript has 9 exons. The coding region runs from base 243 to 1181 and encodes 312 amino acids.
CGUUCAGCAGACCACCGGUGAUGGAGGGCACAAGCUAAUAUACAACCCUCUUUAAAGGCUCAUGUCGCUCGUUUAAACGUGUAGGAUGCUGGUAGAGUUUAAACAGACCCACAAACACUCUGCAGUCUGCUACGAGUCAUUUCUUGCCAGACUCGUGAAAUGAUAGAACAAGUCUCCACUCGUUUAUUUAAUGAGCUGGAGGAGGACGGACACUGAAGGGUGGACGCAGCCGGUUUCUCCCCAUGGCCACCGCGCGUUUCCCCGGGAAGAGUGCAGACGUGGCCGCCGCCAACUGGACCGCUCCGGCUCCGGGCAGGCCGCUGUGUGUCAACGGGACCCCGUGGAUCCUCUACCUGCUGGAGGAGUGUGUGGACAACAUCUGGGAGUACUGCAGCGUGGUCAUAGGACUCAUAUCCAUGUUCUGUUUUCUGCUGUCCACUUUGCCGCAGGUCUAUGAAGCCUACAGGAAUGGUAAAGUGGAAGAGGCCAUGUCUUUGGGGUUUCUCCUCUUCCUUUUCAGUGGAGACCUGACCAGCUUUGCAGGCUGCUACCUCACUAGCCAGCUGCCGAUUCAGGUAGUCACAGUGGUGUUCUACAUCUUCACAGACCUGAUCCUCAUCUCCCAGUUUCUCUACUAUAAGAUCAAAAACAGCUGCAGCAGAAAGAAUCCUAUGUUGAAGUGGAUGUGCUUCAUGUGGUGUGGUGCUGCUUCAUUAGUUCUUCUGGCUUUGCCCAAACUCAUCAUAGACGAUAGUCGAAGCUUAGACACCCAGAGUCCAGCUACCUCCAAAUCAGUGGAAAUCACUGGCUAUAUAUGUGGAUACUUGGCAUCUGUCUUCUACCUCUGCUCUCGUUUCCCUCAGCUCUAUAAAAAUUUCCAGCGACAGUCUACAGAGGGCACCUCCUACCUGCUGUUUGCCCUGGCCAUGAUGGGUAAUGGAACGUAUGGGUUAAGUGUCAUCGUGGUCCUCCCUGCACUGAGGGGCUCCAAACAGACCUUUAUUAUCAAACAUCUGGCCUGGCUCAUUGGCAGCCUGGGAGUCCUCAUACUUGACUUCCUUGUCACUGCCCAGUUCAUCAUCUACAAGAAGAACGUCCCUGCAAAAAAAAGCAGCGCCCUGCUCAGUGUCCCGGAGGUGGAACCUCUUCUGUGUGAGGAAGAGGAGUUGUCAGUAUUAUAGGACAGGGAUCAAACAACAGCAUGGAAAGCUUCAUCAACAAUGGACUGGUUGUUUUUGAUGAGCCUGUGAGUUCUCAGUAGCCAAUGAACAACUUCAGAGACAUUGCUGAAGGUAGUAGUAGGCAUGUUGUAGUACCAGCAGGUAAUUCUGGUGCAUCUUUACAGUCCGAUUUUGUUGCUUUCAAGACUACAAACACAGUGACAAAUUCUUCAGAGUGGUAAAAAGGCAGGAGAAGCUACAGAAAUUAUAUGGUCAAUAUAUUCCUUAACACUUGAGAUCAAAUUAAGUUCCAGUUUAGAUGCAUUUCCACGGACGCAAGGCAAUCUUUUCAGCAUGACUUGAGUCUUUUUCUGGUUCUGAGUACUGUAUUUUUGAUUAAUUAUUCCCCUGGGAUUUCUUGAUUUUGUAUUCCAUGGAAUGACUGUAUUUAUAUAUGCCAUCGGGGAGCCGAGAGGAGGAUGCUGAACACCAGAUGCUAGAAACUAGGAUGAAUGGCAGAAUGGGAAGUUACCAGAUUUUGUAUUUUGCUGGAGCAUGAUGCAAAUCUGGUAGGACUACAAAUGGCAGAAAAAACAGUAAUGUUUUAAUUUAACAGAGGGUUGGUCAAGUCAUUUCUCAGUGAUAAUUGUGACUAUCGGGGGAUUGCUCUCCUGGAGAAAAACUGUGUGCCUUUUUCUGCUAAAAACAGUCUUAAUAUAAAUGCACUGUAUGUAAAUUAUUUUUAAAUGAAACUAAAUUAGAUUUCUAAACUAGGAAUUUAUUUAAAGCAUUGUAUUUCUUAGGAAAUGCAGUGGAAUAUUUUCUCUUUUGUACCUCCCCAAUGCCUGAAUCAGAGCUGCCCUCGUACAUGAUAAGUAGUGCAAGUUUUCUUGUGUAGACAUUCUGUUUUGUAACACUUUCUUGACUUGCAUUAAAGAAGACAUGACUACUUGACAGUGUCUCUUAAGGAAAGCUAAGAAAAGAGACAUUAAUAGGAUAUUAUUUGACAGAGUUGUUGAAGUAAUGAGGCGUAAAAUUAGCUCAUGAAUUUCUUAUCUGCCACAAGGUGUACAGCAGAGAGGAUGCUGUUGUCAAGCCAAAUUUACAAUUUACAAUUUUUGCCUUGCAGAGGUAAUGCUAAAUGAUCAGAGCAAAAACAAAACAGGCCAAAAGUCAUCUCAUUAAUGAGCAGUUUAACUUUGCAGUCAGUUUUUUUUUUUUAAAUGGAUAUUUAUUUAGAUCGCUAGUGUUUAUUUUGUGUCAGGUGUUAUUGUCAUACAGUAUGUAUGUGGUGCUGUCACUGUUUAACCUGAUCAUCUACGUGACUUAAGUUCGGCACUUGCAGAGAUCUGCAGAGUUCUCUACCUCAUUCAGAUGUGGACAUGAUUUAUGUUUUGUGUGCAAGUGUGCAGUGAGAAUUGUUUUGUAUCUGUGCACAAUGCUUGUGUGGAAACAGGGAAAAGUGAGCACACAUUGCAUUCAAAAAUAUAAAACUUUAACCUAAAUCAUAGCAUUUAAUUGUAAUUGUAUUUAUUUAUCUAUCACAACUGCAUGAAAAGCAUCUCUGCAGGUUAUAAAAUAAUGUGGAUUUAUGCAGAUACAGGGGGAUUUCUUAGGACUGUUUCGUGAAAGUCUUUUUUUUUUCAAAUAUGACUCACUAGUAAAUGAAGUUUUUGCUAAUUAUUUUUGUAUUGCACAAUUCCUACUUGCUUCUUUAUUCCCUCUAAAUGAGCCUGCUAUACUUUUUCAAUCUAGCACAAAAAGUACAUAUUUGUUGUAUAUAUUACUGCUGUAUACUGUAGAACUUGUAUUUAGAACACCCUAGUCUAUGUAGUUACAAUUGCCAAGAUGGUGUUAUUGUAUUUAAGCAUAAUGUUCAGAGGAAUUUAAAUGUAGACGACCAGUUAUAUUGUAAUUAUGAGCUCUGUUCCAGGGUAUGUUUAUCGACAAUGCUUAUAACUGUCACAUAUAUUGCAAAAAAAAAACUUUAAUAAACUGCAUUUUACCUUCA